AUGAGCGCCCCGGCGUUUGCUACCCCCCUCCCGCAGUCGACUCGCUCCCCCGUCCUGCAGUACACUUUCCCCGCCCCGUACAGCCACCUCACACUCACAGGCCGAUCCCGCGCCGCAUGGCACACGUCCUUCGUCAUCCCCCAGCUCAACCUGCUCCUCGACGCGGGCCUCUGCGUCAACAGCUCGAGACCCAAGCACAUCUUCCUCACCCACGGACACUCCGACCACACCCUCCUAGCCUACGCGUUCGUCAACCGACACGACCCCCCGGACGUCUACUGCCCAGCCGGCAUGAAGCGCCUCUUCGACGACCACAUCCUCGCCACCGCCAUGAUGGACCUCGGCGGCCUCGACGCCGCGAGCGACGCCGACCAGCAGCGCCUGCCGGCCGCCACCGACUCGUCCGCCACCGACGCGGACGCGACACUGCCUCCGGAGCGAGCCGUCCCCCAGACGCACCGCACCCACGGCGUCCGGCACGGCGACGUCAUCUCCCUCCCGCGCCUCAAGGGCGUCACCGCCACCGUGUUUGACUGCCACCACACCGUCCCCUGCGUAGGCUACGUCUUCAGCUCCGUCUCGCACCGCCUCCGGCCCGAGUUUAGGUCCCUGCCGGGCGCGCGGCUCAGCGCCCUCCGCCAAUCCGGCGUGCAGCUCACCGAGCCGCACGAGGCGCCCAUCUUCGCCUUCCUGGGCGACACCACCGCCUCCGUCCUUGCUGCCGACCCGCCCUGGCUGCGGCGCGGCAUCGCCGUCGUCAUCACCGAGUGCAGCUUCCUGCACGACGAGCACGCCGCCCAGGCCGACAAGACCAAGCACACCAAGUGGACUGACUUGGAGCCCGUGGUGCGCAAGUGGCCGCGCACCACGUUUGUCUUGACCCAUUUCAGCAUGCGCUACUCGGAUCGCCAGGUUUGCGACUUUUUUGCUCGCUUGGCACAUGCGCCGAGCAACAUUGUCAUUUGGGCGGAUCCCGGCUGA
Molecule: messenger RNA, 981 nt
Organism: Ustilaginoidea virens
Lineage: Eukaryota; Fungi; Ascomycota; Sordariomycetes; Hypocreales; Clavicipitaceae
Exons: 1
Coding region: 1-981 (326 amino acids)
Source: RefSeq, a predicted model, not a curated record